Molecule: messenger RNA, 796 nt
Organism: Pantherophis guttatus
Lineage: Eukaryota; Metazoa; Chordata; Lepidosauria; Squamata; Colubridae
Source: RefSeq, a predicted model, not a curated record
CAGUUGGUGUGUAUUCUGCACUAUCCUUGAUUCCUUCAGUCUCUUCUGAAUUACUAGGCACCUGCAACUAAUUCUUGAUGAUGAAGACUGGAACGUAUAUACUUACGUAUAUGUUGGUAUUAGGAGAAAUAUCAAUGACUCCUGUUAAUUCAUGGGCUGCUGUUUUCCCUGGAAUACCAGUGACUCCUAGUAAUUCAGUGAAUAUCCUUGCACCUGCUAUUGCAAAAGAAACUGCUGCUUCAAAGACCACCCCUAUCCCUGAAUCAACAACGGCUCCUAUUAAUUCAAAGAUUGCUGCUGUACAUGGGCACGAUGCUCAUCACCAUUUCUUGGCUGGGGAACCUAUCUCCAUCGGAAGAUAUUUUCCAAUGUCAUGUAGCCACCAUGGCUAUAUGCAAAAGGCGCAUGGAACACCUUCCCACCGAAGUGGAAAUUGGAAAAAUGACUUUUGUCAGUGGGUUGAAAGGCUUAAAACAAUCUUUAUAAGAAUACACCAUCAUAAUGAAAAACACCACCUGCAGAAUUGGCAGAUAAUACUUUGGAUAAGACUCGGCCUAAUCAGUUUUGGGAGCAUGAGAACUCCCUUUAUACACAACAGAAUACUGCUCUGGAUCCUAUGGACACAUUUCCAAUCGAGAAUUGAACACGAAAGAAAACUGAAGAUGAAGAAGAAGGAACACUAAGCAUAGCUGCAGCAUUAAACUGCAAACAAACAGCAUUGAUUUCAUUAAAUCUAAACAGACGUAAUUUAAUUAAUAAAAGAAGAAGAGCAAUGUUUAAUAAGCUUUAACCCUAA